AAGAGCCUGUCGCUAUUGGUCUAUCUUCUUUUUAGAGAUAUAAUUACAGUUCGCAAUCUUUCUAAAAUAAUAAAAUAGUAAUGAUCUUGAUUCACUUUAAUUCAUCGGUGUUUUCUCUGCUCGCUACGUAUCAGGCGCAGGUAGCACGAACAAAAUCUCGUCCGUAAAGCCGUACUCGUGGGCGACGUAUAAAGUCGCGGACGGUCCGUAUCCGCGCUCCAGUCGGCGGCCGUGCCUUCUGCAUCCGCGCGCGUGCCGUCGUAUCCGUCAGAAUCCAUCGCACCGCGAUCCCGAGACGAGAAAGUGGCUCGCCAAGGGGAUCGCAGGAGAUUCGCGUUUCACUUUCCAAUCUUCGGGAAUCCACCAGCUGAGGACGAUACCGAAUAUAUUCGGGCGGAGUGCAUCGGGAUCGCGUCAGGAUGCGAGUCCCGACUGUGCUGAUCCUCGGGCUGCUGGUUGUCUGCGCCGUCGAUGGUAGCGUCGUAUCCGACGAAGCUCUAACUGCGAGCCUGCAAGACGCGUGGUACGAAGAUGAGUUCAUUAUCGCGUUAUCCAACAUCAGAGACAAGAGGAAGCACUCCGGCGGCUCGCUCGAGACCCUGCUGGCUGUGAAAUAUCGAGAACCGAAAAUGGUGCUCCUACUCGAUCGACGGACGAAGCGCGUUAUACUCGAGAGCAUGGAUGAUACCGGUCGACGCAGUGCCUCGCACGUCAACGUGGACAGCCUUGCGGUGAACACCCCUCUGAAGAGUCUGAUUAUCCUGGUGCAUCAGACGCAGCCUAAUUCUCGCAUGGACGUGUACGUCGACUGCGUUUACGAAGGUUCUAUACCGCUCAAGCAAACCUUCCGCGACAUAGCCGAGAUCGGGGACCAACCGUUAGUGGAAGUAUUUAAAGAACGAAAAUGCCGAAUAAAAGUGUAUCAGCCUGCCACCAUCACUGAGGUGCUGAAGAAAGAGCAAUGUCCCGAUAAUUUAGCCGAAAUGAAGCAGCCUUCAGUAUUCGAUAACCAACCGAAAGCACAACCUAUCGAUUCCGAGGAAGACGAUCAAAAGAAAUUUCCCGAUCGACCUGACGGGAACGAAUCAAGUGACGGAAUCGACGGAGGGGGAUCGAGCACAUCAGAUCAUAACGGUUUGCCGUCUUCCAGUAGUCCGAAACAUCCCUUGGAUCAUAAGAAACCUUCCGACAAGAAGGAUCAUCAUGGUCGUCCGAGCGAUCGACCCAAGAAGAAAGAUCACUCGGGUCGUCCAGAUAGCAAAAGCAAACCCAACAAACACGAUCCGCACGACUCUGCCAAUCCGUUUUCUCAACCUGGAAAAUCGGGCGAAACGGACGAUCUUGACUACCCAGAUGGAUCUCAACCAUCGUCAUUCACUCCUAAAGGACAUCGACCUAAGAGACCACAUCAAUUUGGACCACCCACUAAACGACCCGAUAGUCAUUCAAAUUCGAAACCCAAUAAAUUGAAUCCAUCCGACUCCGAUAAGUCUGGAGCUGGAUCAGAUGAGUCGGACGGUCUUGAUCCAAACGGAUCUCGUCCUCCACCGUUCACGUCGCAGCCUCUGCAUUUCACCGCGGCACAUCGUCCUACUAAACGUCCUAAGAUACCUGGGCUCGCUAAACCCGAUCACACAGGUUCGAAGCCCGACAAACCGAAUUUGUUUGGCUCUGACAAACGACCUGACGGAUCGAGUCCAUACGAUUCUAAUAAGAAUCCUUCCCUAACGCCAGAUGGAUCAGACGAGACUGGAUCUCCCAACAGUUCCAAGCGACCUGGUCGUAGUCCGUACUCCGCUGGUCCAGGUCAGGACGGAUACGAUUCGAAUCAGACGGACAUGCCGGACUCGUCGGACGAAUCAUCCGGCAAAAGAGUGCCCAGGAGAGGCGACAUCGGGAUCCAGAGUCUGGACGAGAGAGUCUGCCAGACCGACGAUCAACUCGUGAAAACCUUGAACGAAUUAAUCAACGCUACCAAGCAACUUUGGAGGGAACUGGAACUAAAUAGGAUGGAAACCCAGCAUCUUCGUCACUUGAUCGAAAACUGCUCGGCGUGUCGUACACCCAUCGUGACACCGCCGCCGUCCACGUGCGACCAUAACUCCCCGUGCUACCCCGGCGUCGAUUGCCGUAACACACCGAGCGGACCCCAGUGCGGACCCUGUCAUCGCGGUUACACCGGAAACGGGCGGGUCUGCUCCAAAAUCAAUGUCAUCACCUGCAUUCAACGGCCGUGCUAUCAGGGGGUGCGGUGUUACGACGACGACGACAAUGGUUACAGAUGCGGCAGAUGUCCAAGCGGAUACGAAGGCGACGGUGAAAGAUGCGAAAGGAUGAGAAAUCCCUGCGACCAUCACCCCUGUCAUCCGGAAGUUAAAUGCUACCCCACUCACAGCCCACCAUAUUUCAAAUGCGGCUCAUGUCCAUUGGGAUACGUGGGUAACGGCACGUCCUGCCACGACGCGAACGAAUGCGAGCUGGCGCGACCCUGUCACCCUGGAGUGCGGUGCAUUAAUCUCCAUCCCGGAUACAGAUGCGACCGGUGUCCAACGGGUUACACGGGACCCAUGACGGAAGGCGUCGGUGUCGAGAUGGCCAGGACGCGGAAACAGAUCUGCCAGGACAUAAACGAGUGCGACAUCAAUAACGGCGGAUGCGAUCCCCAUUCCGAAUGUAUUAACACGGAGGGAUCCUACAGAUGCGGCCCGUGCAGAGGCGGUUAUAUCGGCAAUCAAACGUCAGGAUGUCAUCUUCAGCAUGACGUCUGUCCGGACAUGGUAACGGUUUGUGAUGUUAAUGCUAAUUGCAUCGCCAGGUACACCAACGAAUAUGUAUGCAAGUGUCGCGUCGGCUGGGCCGGAAACGGAUAUAGUUGCGGUCCCGACAGCGACAGCGACGGCAUCCCCGACAGGAGCCUUCGCUGCCACGACCGUCGUCGCUGUCACGCCGACAAUUGUCCGACGGUGCCGAACAGCGGCCAGGAAGACGCCGACGAGGAUGGAACCGGCGACGCUUGCGACGACGACGCGGACAACGACGGCGUAUUGAAUCUGUCCGACAACUGUCUGCACAUUUAUAAUCCGAACCAGCUGGACAGCGACAGCGACAAGAUCGGCGACGCCUGCGACAAUUGCCCGUUGAAUUGGAAUCCGCAUCAGGAAGACUACGACGAUGACGGCUCGGGCGACGCGUGCGAUCACGAUCUGGAUAAUGACGGUAUAUACAACACUCAGGACAACUGUCUCAAGAUAAAGAAUUCGGAUCAGCGCGACAGUGAUGCGGACGGCAUCGGCGACGUCUGCGACAAUUGUCCUGCCAUUAGCAAUCCCGACCAAGCGGAUAUUGAUGCCGACGGCGUCGGGGAUGUUUGUGACACCAACGCGGAUCGCGACAGGGAUGGCGUCCAGGACGACAAGGAUAAUUGCCCGGACAUGCCGAAUCCCGGACAGAACGACGGCGACCACGAUGGCUUCGGCGACGACUGCGACGACGACAUCGACGGGGAUGGUAUACCCAACAGGAGCGAUAACUGUCCUUACGUCUACAAUCCGGAUCAACGUAGCACUCACGGCAGAGGCAUUGGUGAUGCAUGCUGGAACGACAACGACAAUGACACGGUUAUCAACAUCGAGGAUAAUUGUCCUAAUAACAGUAUGAUAUGGGCGACAGAUUUCCGUAAAUACACCACGGUCGCUCUCGAUCCACACGGUACCUCGCAGCAAGAUCCCGUGUGGAAAAUUCAUAAUCAAGGUGCUGAGAUCCAACAGACUCUUAACAGCGAUCCCGGAAUCGCGAUAGGAGCGGACGAGCUGAGUAACGUCGACUUCGAAGGAACCUUCUACAUUGAUAAUCACGACGACGACGAUGAUUUUGCGGGCUUCGUCUUUUCCUACCAGGAUAAUCGACAUUUUUACGUUGUUUAUUGGAAGAAGGGAGAGCAGGUCUAUUGGGAACCGGCUCCAUUCCGUGCCGAAGCAGAUCCCGGGAUUGUAUUGAAGCUCGUCCAGUCCGAGACCGGGCCGGGCGAGAUGCUCCGAAACAGCCUCUGGCACAAGGAGGACACGCCUAAUCAGGUGAGGGUCCUGUGGAAGGACCCGAGAAAGUUCGGCUGGCAGCCAAGGGUGUCGUACAGGUGGCAUCUGUUGCACAGGCCUAAGAUCGGCCUGAUCAGAUUCUGGUUGUAUCAGGGCACGCAGCUGGUAACCGACUCCGGGAACGUGUUCGACUCGACUCUGCAGGGCGGUAAACUAGGUGUCUAUUGCUUCUCGCAGGAGAUGAUCACCUGGUCGGAUUUGAUGUAUAGGUGCACAGAUACUGUGCCUCAACCUGUGUGGGAUCAGUUACCUGAUAAUUUAAAGAGGGAGGUUCAGGCGGAGAUUGCUUCCAACUACCAACAGCAAAUAAUACAACGCAGAAUGAAUUACGACUUCUAAAACAGGCUCUCGAUGAUUUACCGUAACGAGUAAAUGAAGAAGGGGAGGAUCGCGAGGAUCAGAUCUAAAUCUUCAUAAUUUUAAUUUUAAAAUAAUCGAGGAGCCACGAGCGAAUUAUAAUCUACUAUAAUAAAACGUCAAAAUAUGCGUAUUUCUGACGCAUUUAAAUAAACUUAAUUUACAUAAAUUUGAAAUUUUAUGAUAAAUUUUGUAUAUUUUAUAUAUAUAGAUGUCUUGUGUAACAAAAAGAUAUUUAAUAUUUCACAAAAUGACGAAUAUAUUUCUCCUACUUAACCCAUUAAUCAAUUUUUAUUGUAUUUAGAAAAGUUGUAUUAUCUCAGUUUCGCUAAAAAUCAAACGUACUUACCUUGUGCAGACGUAGAGAAUAAUACGGAAUCACGAUAUAUCGAUUAAUAUGUACGUUAACUGUAGUCUGAGAUGUAUGGAAUCGUAAUGAUUUUAAUGACUUUUUGCAUUUAUUUGUAUCUCUCUAAGGUGCAACUUGCAUAAAAAUAAUUUUCGUAUUUAAUAGAGCAAAAUAAAAUAAUAAUCGUCAAUA
Temnothorax curvispinosus is the source of this 4992-nucleotide messenger RNA. It is a transcript of the gene Tsp, whose product is annotated as cartilage oligomeric matrix protein. Lineage: Eukaryota; Metazoa; Arthropoda; Insecta; Hymenoptera; Formicidae. Gene Ontology annotation, biological process: cell adhesion. The record is from RefSeq and is a predicted model, not a curated record. The transcript is spliced from 15 exons. Gene Ontology annotation, molecular function: calcium ion binding. Gene Ontology annotation, cellular component: extracellular region. Bases 420 to 4433 code for a protein of 1337 amino acids.